AUGUCUGAAAUCACACUUACUCGCCACUUGGACACGAAGCCUCGCAAAGGAUCGGCGUUCUGGCUAGCCUUCGCCUCCAUGCUAGUCGCGCUGUUUCUUAGUGCUCUUGAUAUGAGCGCAAUCCCUACUGCUCUUCCCACCAUAGUUGACGAUCUAGAGGGUGGCGACAAGUUCAUCUGGGUUGGUUCCGCAUACGGCUUGGCCAGUACUAGUGAGGUUCGCUUUGCGGACGUAUUUGGCCGGAAGCACUUGCUGCUUGCUAGCAUCACGCUCUUUGCACUAGGAAGUGCAUUGGCCGGAGCGGCGCAGGAUAUGAACUUGUUGAUCGUAGCCCGAGUCGUCCAGGGGCUCGGUGGUGGUGCGAUAUUUCUGUUGACGGAAAUCAUUACUUCAGAUUUAGUACCACUGGCGGAGAGAGGUACCUAUCAAGGAUAUCUGAUUCUGGCCUAUUCUAUGGCUUCUGGUAUUGGACCAGUGGUUGGCGGAGUUCUAUCUGAUAAGGCGUCAUGGAGGUGGAUAUUCUACCUCAACCUACCCGUGACGGGGGUCGCAGCUUUCUUGACAGCCGUCUUCCUGCACCUUCACUCUCCUGAAGGAUCCAUCUGGGCAAAACUGGUUCGAAUGGAUUGGUUUGGCAAUGCCCUAAUGGUGGCAGGCUCCACGCUGACCCUCAUUGGCCUUACUUGGGGCGGGAUCCGCUAUUCAUGGAGCUCUGCCCAUGUGCUGAUUCCCUUGGUAUUGGGCAUUGCUCUUAUGGCGAUAUUCUUUGCCUACGAGCGUGCGGUCGUGGUGGAGCCAAGUUUGCCACUGGAUGUGCUGAAUAACCGCACAGUCCUUGCUGCUAACUUCGCUACGUUUGUCCACGGUAUCGUGGCUUUGGCUGCAAUCUACUACAUACCCGUGUACUUCCAGGCUUGCAAGGGGGCAUCACCUAUGCGGUCAAGUGUCGAUACCCUACCGAUCGCACUAGUCAUCUCCCCAUUCGCUAUACUUUGUGGCGUUACUACCAAGAUCACCCAAACAUAUCGUCCGAUUAAUCUUCUGGGCUGGGUCUUAUCCAUAAUCGGGUUCGGACUUUUAACAUUACUGCGACCCACGACUCCCAUGGGACAAUUGGUUGGCUUCCAAUUUCUCAUGGCAGCAGGUGUUGGCAUUGUGUGGGCGGCAGUGAUAUACCCCGUCCUCGCACCGCUCCCAGUUACCAGGAUCGCCGCUGCCCUCGGUUUCUUCUCGUUCUGUCGUUCGUUUGCCCAGACCUGGGGAAUUACUAUCGCAGGAGUUAUCUUACAGAACCAACUGAAGAGCAGACUCCCGAAGUCAUUUGUCGCGCGAUAUCCCGAAGGCGUCGAGAUCGCUUAUGCCACGAUUCCCAUGAUACCUUCUUUGGAAGAGCCUCUGAAAACCGAGGUACAAGAUGCCUUCGCGGCGAGCUUCUCAGUAAUCUGGAAGGUCAUGAUAGGGUUCUGUGCGACGGGCCUAUUAUCUGUUUUCCUGCUCAAGGAGAUUCCAAUGCUCCGACACACGGACGGUACAUACGCGCUCAAAGAGCGAUCGGCGGAGAUGGAUGCGGAGAGGGCUGGAGUGAAGCCAUAA
Molecule: messenger RNA, 1593 nt
Organism: Dichomitus squalens LYAD-421 SS1
Lineage: Eukaryota; Fungi; Basidiomycota; Agaricomycetes; Polyporales; Polyporaceae
Product: MFS general substrate transporter
Exons: 12
Coding region: 1-1593 (530 amino acids)
Biological process (GO): transmembrane transport
Molecular function (GO): transmembrane transporter activity
Source: RefSeq, a predicted model, not a curated record